This is a messenger RNA of Camelina sativa (false flax), 3232 nucleotides long. The record is from RefSeq and is a predicted model, not a curated record. NCBI's taxonomy places the organism in Eukaryota, Viridiplantae, Streptophyta, Magnoliopsida, Brassicales, Brassicaceae.
GCAUUACCAUUGCCAAAGUAAAGUACCAAAGGAGAGGACCGGAGAGUGACGUAAACACCCGACCGUUGAAAGCACCCUUUCAACUCGCCGCCGGUGACUCAAUCCUCAAAAUUAUAGUAUCUCCCCAUUACCCUUGUCGUAAAGAUCUUCACUUUGGCUUCUUCCUUCCCCAAUUCCCUCAUACCCAUCUCCUUACUCUCUUCCAGGGUAAGAACAUCUUAAUAUGAAAUGAUCUGCUAAGAGGAGUAUAUAAGUCUUCUUUGAUUGGGGGGAACUCUUGAUAUGGAGGAGAGUGAAACAAAGGGGAGAAUUAGGCGCGAAACCGAAAAGGCGUGUGUUUCGGUUGAGAGAAUUGGGUCUACCUUACUUUCAUCACUUGCAAAGAAAGGUAAAGAAACAUCAAAUAAGAGAAAUCCUAAGCCUAAUAAGCGCAAAACCGAAGAAGAAAUAUGUUCAAAAUCCAGAAACAAGAAGUGUACUAGAGGACGGGUACAUUGUGAGGAGGAGAAUGAGGAGGAGGAGGAGGAGAAAGGUAAGAGAACAAGGAAGAGGAAAAGCAAGAGACAGCAAAAGGAUAACAAGGUUGAGGUAGAUGAUUCUUUAAGGUUGCAGAGGCGAACAAGGUAUUUGCUUAUUAAGAUGAAGAUGCAGCAGAAUCUUAUCGAUGCAUACGCAACUGAAGGUUGGAAAGGUCAGAGCCGAGAAAAGAUUAGACCAGACAAGGAGCUUGAGAGAGCACGAAAAGAGAUCUUAAACUGCAAGCUUGGAUUACGCGACGCCAUUCGCCAGCUUGAUUUGCUUAGUUCUGUGGGAAGCAUGGAAGAUAAAGUGAUAGCUCUAGAUGGAUCUAUUCAUCAUGACCAUAUAUUUUGUGCAGAAUGCAAUUCUCGAGAAGCUUUUCCUGACAAUGAUAUAAUACUUUGUGAUGGAACGUGUAAUCGAGCAUUUCACCAGAAGUGCCUUGACCCUCCUUUGGAAACAGAAAGCAUACCUCCCGGAGAUCAGGGCUGGUUUUGCAAAUUGUGUGAUUGCAAGAUGGAAAUCAUCGACACAAUGAAUGCGCAGAUUGGAACUCAUUUCCCUGCGGAUAGCAACUGGCAGGAUAUCUUCAAAGAAGAAGCUAGUCUUCCUAUUGGAUCUGAAGCUACAGUUAACAACGAAGCGGAUUGGCCUUCAGAUGACUCUAAGGAUGAUGACUAUGACCCUGAAAUGAGGGAAAAAGGUGGAGGAAGCAGCAGCAAUGUUAGUGGUGGUGGUGGUGGUGGUGGUGAUAACGAUGGAGAAAGCAGUUCUACUAGCUUAUCUUCUGAUGGUGUAGCACUUUCAACAGGAUCAUGGGAAGGCCAUGGAUUUAACAAUAUGGUGGAACAAUGCGAAACAAGUAAUGAAGAAGCUGUAUGUGGGCCAAGACAGCGAAGAACUGUCGACUACACAAAGUUGUAUUAUGAAAUGUUUGGAAAGGAUGCAGUUUUGCAAGAGCAAGGUAGUGAAGAUGAAGACUGGGGUCCGAACGACAGAAGGAAGAGAAGAAAGGAAUCUGAUGUAACAAGCGAGCUUGUAAAUAUGUGUGAAAGCAGUAAGAAAGAUCAAGAUGCUGUACAAAUACCAGAACAGCGUAAGAGAGAUUCUGUCUCUGUGGAAAAUAAAGGAGGUCGAAGGCCGAUGUUCAGACUCCCAAAAGCUGCAGUUGAGAAGCUACGUAUAGCGUUUGCAGAGAAUGAGCUUCCUUCAAAGGAUGUGAGGGAUAGGCUUUCAAAAGAGCUGAGUCUUGAUCCGGAGAAGGUCAGCAAAUGGUUUAAAAAUACACGGUAUAUGGCACUGAGGAAUAGGAAGAUGGAGAGCGAGAAACAACCUGAGCAUUCUAAGACGGUCUCUGGAAGAGACUCUGAACCAGAAGCAGUCAUGAAGAACAACACAGAUACAAAGCAAGCUCAAAAUACUUUGGACGAGACUGUUCCACCCGGAUUUAAUGAUUCCGCUACAAAUCAGAAAACCAUUUCUCCCUGUAAUAACAACCAGGAGGUUACAGAGGAUUUGAAGACAGUCUCUGGUGGAGACUCUGGAGACUCUGGACCAGAAGAAGUCAUGGAGAACGAUACUAAUGAAGUUCAAGAUUCUUUGGACGAGACUUUCCCACCCGGAUUUAAUGAUUUAGCUACCAAUCAGAAAAUUUACUCUCCCUGUAAUAACAGCCCGGAGAUUCCUGAGGAUUUGAAGACAGUCUCUGGUGGAGACUCUGAACCAGAAGCAGUCAUGGAGAACGAUACAAAUGAAGUUCAAGAUUCUUUGGACGAGACUUUCCCACCCGGAUUUAAUGAUUUAGCUGCCAAUCAGAAUAUUCUCUCUCCCUGCAAUAACAACCAGGAGGAAACUCAACAGGCCAAUGUCUCCUUUCCUGCACCCACAGAUGAAAUUCAACAGUAUCUGGAACAGAAUGACUCUUCUUUCGCUCUAGUGCCACAUGAAGAGCUAAGCAGCGAAAUGAGCUUAAAGACGGCUGUAGAGGAGAAAGAGACAGAGAGUAAGACGACCGAAGAGCCACAUGAUGAAGAGCUAAGCAGCGGAAUGAGCUUAAAGACAGCUGAAGAGGAGGAGGAGACAGAGAGCAAGAUUACGGAAGAGGAAGAAUACGAAGCAGUAAUGGAGAUGCUUUGUAGGACAAAAAACAAGUUACUGGACCCACAUGAAGAGCUAAGCAGCGAAAUGAGCUUAAAGACGGCUGUAGAGGAGAAAGAGACAGAGAGUAAGACGACCGAAGAGCCACAUGAUGAAGAGCUAAGCAGCGGAAUGAGCUUAAAGACAGCUGAAGAGGAGGAGGAGACAGAGAGCAAGAUUACGGAAGAGGAAGAAUACGAAGCAGUAAUGGAGAUGCUUUGUAGGACAAAAAACAAGUUACUGGACGUGAGUCAGAGACUUGAGAGAUUUAAAACACCGAAAGGCCGGAAAAAGUUAGGCAGGUGUUCUUCUUCUUUAUCUGAAGAAGACUCAGUAGUGUAUGUUCCAAUAGUAGAGGUCAUGGAGAAAAAGGAAAACAAUUGAAAAAAAAAAGAAAAGAAUCCUUUGCAGAAGUUUUGGUAUUGUUAGAUUCUUUUGGAACUUAGGUCUGAAGAAUACCUAAUGUAGCUUUUGUAUCAUUCAGUUUGUAUGUGUCAUUUAAAUUACAGAAAAAAAUCCCAGGAAAAAUAAAAUCUGGGACUUUUUAAAUAGAAAAUUUUAGCUGUGUUUUAAUACA